Molecule: messenger RNA, 1081 nt
Organism: Prosopis cineraria
Lineage: Eukaryota; Viridiplantae; Streptophyta; Magnoliopsida; Fabales; Fabaceae
Product: NADH dehydrogenase [ubiquinone] iron-sulfur protein 8-B, mitochondrial-like
Biological process (GO): mitochondrial electron transport, NADH to ubiquinone; mitochondrial respiratory chain complex I assembly
Cellular component (GO): membrane
Molecular function (GO): 4 iron, 4 sulfur cluster binding; NADH dehydrogenase activity
Source: RefSeq, a predicted model, not a curated record
AACCCAUUCUCGUGAAGAGCGGAUACAGUUCUCUUCGUACGAACCCGCAUUCCGCGCUCAACCGUUGUCAGCCCUGCGUGUUUGUUCUCGGGCAAGCAGUGAAGAAGUUUCAUUUCCCAGAAAUUCAGCUGACAGCCUUGCCAUAAUGGCUGCAAUCUUCGCUCGGAAAUCACUUCUUGCUCUCCGCAGUCGACAGUUGGCUGUGGCAGGUCAAGGGUUGCGAGGUCCCCAAAGUUAUGGCUUGCGAUUAAGCGCUUAUUCAUACUCUACCAAAAAAGAUGAUGAAGAAAGAGAACAACUUGCAAAGGAAAUUUCCAAGGAUUGGAGUUCUAUUUUUGAACGCAGCAUCAACACACUAUUUCUCACUGAAAUGGUUCGGGGUCUAAGUCUGACACUGAAAUACUUCUUUGAGAAAAAAGUUACUAUAAAUUAUCCAUUCGAGAAGGGCCCAUUGAGUCCUCGUUUCCGUGGUGAACAUGCACUCCGACGAUAUCCAACUGGAGAGGAACGUUGCAUUGCUUGCAAACUUUGCGAAGCUAUAUGUCCGGCACAAGCAAUCACAAUUGAAGCUGAAGAGAGAGAAGAUGGCAGCCGCAGGACAACAAGGUACGAUAUUGACAUGACCAAGUGCAUCUACUGCGGAUUUUGUCAAGAGGCAUGCCCUGUUGAUGCCAUUGUUGGGCCAAACUUUGAAUUUGCUACGGAAACGCACGAGGAGCUUCUAUAUGACAAAGAGAAGCUACUUGAGAAUGGGGACCGAUGGGAAACUGAGAUUGCGGAGAACCUGAGAUCUGAAAGCCUCUAUCGCUGAUUGCUCCGUUGUGUUGUUCCUUUAAUGCUUGUCCCAUGUUAACUGAAAAGUUAACAUAGAAAUAAUGGAUCCGGGGAUGGUCUGGUAAACUUGUGUAUUAUUUGUGUUGCUGCAGUAGCUUAUUAUGGAAUUACAUCGGCCGUUCCAUUGCUAGUUUAUGUACAAUUGUUGAGACUGACUUCUAUGAAAUUUUGAACAAAUUAUAAGAUUUCCCUUAUGCAGGUGGGAAUCAAGGAAUUUAAUAAAACAAUGUAGCCACUGAUUGCUUAA